AUGGCGAAACAAAUUCAUAAGCGUCGAGGUCCACGUGGAAAUGCUGAAAUGAAGAAAAUUGAAGACAAAGUUAGCCUAAGUAGUUCCUUUACAAAGCGUCGAAAUAGUCUGUUUAAGAAGGCUAAUGAGAUGACUAUCCUAUGUGAGGCUGAAUUAACCAUUAUCUUGUUUUCACCAGGUAAAAAAGUUUACACUUUUGGUCAUCCUAAUGUGUAUUCUAUAAUUGAUCGUUUUGCUAAUAAUCUUAAAGUUUCAAUUGGUGAAAAAAGAGUAACAAUGCUUCAAAAAUCUAAGGCAAAUGAUCUUUAUGAUACACUUAACAAUGUACAAGAUCUAGUUGAGUUGUCUAAGAAGGAAAAAUCUAAGGAAAUGAUCAUAUUGGAAGAGAGUAAAAAAACUCUUGUGUUAGAUCGCUUGAAUCACUCCCAAACAAUGGAAAUGCGAGGGGUUGUGAAAGAGUUGCAGGCGAGGAUUAUGUGGGAAAUCCACCAAAGGAUUAUCGUUGAGAACAAUCAACUCGGAGUUGAACAGGUUGGCAGUGGGAAUGAAUUCAUCAACUGUGUUAAGAGCAACUCCAAUUGUGAGAUACAAGGUCCUUUUUUGAACCACUGGAGUUGCUCUAAUGCAUCUUAUGCUGGAAGUAACUGUUUUGGUUCUUACUUUGGAAUCCAGAAUGAAAUCAACAACCAUCCUAAUGCAUCUCAUGGUAGAAACAACGAUUUUGGUCCUUAUUUUGGUAUACAAAAUGAAUUCAUCAACUACCCUAGUGCAUCUUAUUUUGGAACUCAAAAUGAAUUCAUCAACAAUCGUGAUGCACCUUUUGAUGGAAGCAACAAUUUUGGUCCUUACUUUGGAACCCAAAAUGAAUUCAUCAACUAUCCCAAUGUUGGAAGCAACGGUUUUGGUCCUUACUUUGGAUUUCAGGACUAA
This is a messenger RNA of Spinacia oleracea (spinach), 930 nucleotides long. Its product is annotated as agamous-like MADS-box protein AGL19. The record is from RefSeq and is a predicted model, not a curated record. Gene Ontology annotation, molecular function: DNA-binding transcription factor activity, RNA polymerase II-specific; protein dimerization activity; RNA polymerase II cis-regulatory region sequence-specific DNA binding. The transcript has 2 exons. Bases 1 to 930 code for a protein of 309 amino acids. Lineage: Eukaryota; Viridiplantae; Streptophyta; Magnoliopsida; Caryophyllales; Amaranthaceae. Gene Ontology annotation, biological process: regulation of transcription by RNA polymerase II.